Molecule: messenger RNA, 5464 nt
Organism: Austrofundulus limnaeus
Lineage: Eukaryota; Metazoa; Chordata; Actinopteri; Cyprinodontiformes; Rivulidae
Gene: vgll4b
Product: vestigial-like family member 4b
Exons: 5
Coding region: 325-1266 (313 amino acids)
Biological process (GO): negative regulation of DNA-templated transcription
Molecular function (GO): transcription coactivator binding
Source: RefSeq, a predicted model, not a curated record
CCACUGGAGCAGCAUAGGAGUCAUACCAAGCAUAGCCUGCGUGUCAGUGCAGUCGACUUACAGCUGGCUGUGAGGAGAACUGACGCUACUUUUACCUGUUUUUACUCUGUCGUUCGCUUUAGGUUUAUUCAUAAAUAAUAGAAAAAAAAAGAUAAAAAGAAAAGUACCGCGAUCUAAUUAAAACAUCUGCGAGACCCCACUUUCCGCGGAGGGUUUUUUAGAAAAGUAAAGUUGGAGGCUGGGCCUUUAGCUUUUCGACGGUCGGUUGAAAGGAGAAACAAGAGAAAAGCUGGUCUUUUUGUUUUUUAAAUGAAAGCUCGUUAAAUGCAUCUAACAAAGAUGGACCUGUUGAACUAUCAGUACCUGGACAAGAUGAACAACAACAUUGGUAUUCUCUGCUACGAAGGUGAAGCAGCACUGAGAGGAGACCCCAGAUUCCAGUCUCUGUCACUAUCCUCAUCUUCCUCCUCGUCGUCAUUGUCGUCAUCGUCGUCUUCCAUUUCAAGUCACAGAACUGGUCCUCCUCCCAUCAGCCCCACCAAGAGGAAGCUGAGUGGGGACCAGGUAGACAGCGACAUGGACGACAAUGAGCACGUGGCGAAGAUGAGUCGACUGUUUGCCGCACAACUGAAACCUAAUGGAGACUAUCGCAACUCCUCUGUUACCAAGGACCGUAGUCGAAGCCCCAGUGAGCGCAUGGUGGUUCCCACUACUUUGGGAGUCCAAGGCAGCCCMCUGUACGGCCACCCCCACCACCAUCACCUGGCCGCCUUAGCUGGCAUGGACCAGCCCCUGGCGCUCACCAAAAACAGCAUGGUGGACACUGCACGUGGCAGUGCAGCAUCUCUGGUCACAAUGCCACACACAGUCAGCACAAUGGAACGACAGCAGAAUCGUCCAUCUGUGAUCACAUGUGCAGCAGCCAACAAUCGAAACUGCAACCUGUCUCAGUGUCCGGUCUCCCACAGCGGCUGCUCCAACCUCACCAAUAACUACAGAAGAAUCAACACCAACACAGCUUGUGACCCUGUCAUUGAGGAACAUUUCCGUCGCAGCCUCGGGAAGAACUACAAGGAACCCGAGCCCACCGCCACCAACUCGGUGUCCAUCACGGGCUCUGUGGACGACCACUUUGCCAAGGCACUGGGUGAAACUUGGCAGCAGAUCAAAAACAAGAGGAGUCCCUCGUCGGCCGGCAGCAGCCCAAACUCUUCUCCCGACACUCACAUGGUCAGUCACAACCACUCCCCUUCUGUCGUCUCUUGAAGGCAGAGGGAUUAUUUUUCCCCGGCUCAUCCGUUCAUCCCAGCUUCGACAUCCAUGGCCCCGCCACUUUGGUUCGUCACCAGCAUCCCAGAGGGAACGCCUGCCUGCUGGUCUGCUAAAAACAGCCAAAACCUGCUCUUUCACUGUGCACUCACAGAGGAUCAAUCAAGCAAUAAAGAUAUGGCCACCCCCCUCCUGUCCUCUGCUAAAACACUAAUCAGUACUGGAUGAAGAGGAUUCAAAAGUAAAACUGGACUGAAGCAUCAGCUCGCACCUUCCAGUCGUUCAUCAACCCUGCGUCUGCAGCUUGAAGCUGAACAAGUGUCUGUAGUUAUAUGUACAUAAACAAGGAGAGGAAAGACAGCGUUUUAAUUCUUAACUUUCUUUUGUUUGUUUGUUUUUGUUAACAGUAGUUUUGUGUACCCAUUGUUUGAUGACAUGCCUGGCCUUUAAACGAAAAGAUAAGUGAGAAACACGUCUUUGAAAAAACAAUCACGACCCAUCUGACUGUGCUACCAAAGAAACCUCAGACACUGACGUUUAUCAAUGCUCACCUCCAAAACACCCCAUCGUUCUCGCCACCUUUUGCUCCUGCCUGUGUUUCAGAUCUGGAUGUGUGUGUGUUUUUUUUAAUAGAAGCUGAUUUUGAAAGAAGCCAAAAUGAUCUCAUGUCGAAAGACAUUUUUGAUCUCUCGUUAUCACCUUUUGGAAGUUAAGUAAUUGAAUUCUGCAUUUGUAGGAAGUACUAUUGACCUUAAAGGCUUUGUGAAAAAUGGAACAUGGUGAAGUUGGGCAGCACACAUGAUCCACUGUACGUUUGGUCACCUGAUUUAUUAAAACAAUCUUAUUACAUCACAACAUUUCCAUUGAGGCUGCUGAGAAAUAAAAGCUAACAGAAUAAACAGUCAAAUUUAGUGUGUUGUAGUUUUAAACUGUGGCCACAGCUCAGUUUCUGAUCUGUGAUUUAGCCCCACCUGCAUCUAUGUGGAGAAUGUCAGCGUGCCUGAAGAGCUCUCUAAUAAAGAGGGUGGAUAUAAUUAGACAAAAUAUUAGAUAACCAGUCAUUCUUCAGCAUUAAAACAUGGCCAAGGAAACUGUUGAAAAGAAAAAAAAUCUAUUUGAAGUUGCUUUCCAAACUGAAAGGUAGAAGUCAUUUUUACUGUUUAUUCAAGUUCAAAAGAUUUCUUAGGCAAACUGAACAUUAAAUCACCWAUGAUUGGUCUACAUUUUAGUGGUCGAGAUUAACGCAACUAAUGUCUGCUGCCCAGCGCUGGAAGCUUAAUCUAUUUUUUCAUAAAGCUGCGUCGAUUUGUACCAAACAAGCAGUCGACAUGAGUUUGUUGCCUUUGAGUUAACAAGCGGCUAACCUUUUUGGUCGUCGCGACAGGUUAAAGGUCAUGUUUUUGCCCAACAGUGUGCUUUGAUGUGCUUCACAGGCGCAACUGCUGAUGAGAGGAUAGAUGAUGCUGUACGUCACUUUGUGGUUCCAUGGUUGUUGGGGGGGGGGGUUCUUUUUUUUGUUCUCGACCAGGAGAAAAUGAUCUCCUCAAAUCCACUUUUGCUUGUGACUCUUUGAACACGGGUGUUGUAAUUAUAUUUGGCCAACACUCUGCCAUUAUUUCCUUUGCCCUUUCCUAUUCACUGUGGUUUGACCGAUUUUCUUUUAAGGUUUUAAAGGUAAGUUAAUGCUUUUUACUGAUGCAUGAUAUUGUUUUUUAUUUAAUAGCUGGUAUCUAUUAGUGUUUUUAGCAUUUCAAACUUUACUAUUACCCUUUUCAUUCAGACUUUAGUUGUUACUUCUUUUGCUGCCAGUUACAGACGUAGACACUAUACACUCACUGCUGGGUCAGUUGUACUCGUUUUUGUUAUUGAUAUUAUUAUUACAGUUUUGUACUAUCGUUUUCCAUUAAUUGUAGUAUAGUAGUGUAUAUCUUUAGUGGAGCAGCCUCCGGACAGGCUCUGUUAAGUGAUGAGAGCUGCAUUUCUCAAAACUAUCCCUGCACAAUGAGACUAUAGCUUAUUUCCCACAGCGGGGUGACGGUUGUUUGGAUAUUCAGUUGGCUUUUGGGUUUUGCAGCUCAUCAAAGUUUUCAUAUGAUGUUGAUCCAUCAGUGGUACAAGAUGCUCGAAGCUUCUGUGUGAGUGAUCUGAGACACCAUUGUGGCCUAUAACCUGCUUGUGUCUUAUUUUUCUACCAGCRUUUACCCACAAAGCGUACCACACUACUUGGAAGUCUUGCAGGCUAGGCUGUGUUUGGUUGUGCGUAUGAUGUGUCAAACUUCUUGUUGAUGGUGUCUUAAAUUAUACCCAAAAAAGAAAUUGAUGGAACAUUGAAAUUGGUAGAGUUAGCAUAGCGAUGCUAGCAAACAAAAUGAAGUAAUUGGCUACAGCUUUCUCAACUUUCAUUGACUUCUUGUGUUCUGACUCUGUCCAGACUUUCCUGUUGUGUUUCAGUGAUUUCCUUUCUGAAGAACUUUGCAUUUGUAGUUUGUAGAAGAACCUGCACCCAGGUGGUAUACAUUCCUCCAGUGGGGAACUUUACACAGGCUUUGUCCGUAAACAGCAGAGUUUCAUCGAUAGCCAGCCAGGGCUGCUGAUCCCAUAGUUCCCCCUAACUGACUUUUGUUAUUUUUUUACUUGUUUCAUAGAGCUGAUUGGUCAUACUUUAUAAUAAAAAAACCACCACAAGUGAGUGCCAUAACAUUUUCAAGAUUUUUUCUUUUUUGAGAACAAGAACUAGGCUUGUACCAGUGUGUCGUUCUGUAUUCGAAGUACAGAAUCAUUUCAUGUAACUGAGCUGAASUUAACAGAUGAGCGUUCGCUUUUAAGACGUUUGUAGCAAGUAUGACAAGCCGACAGAGUUUUAUGAAUGGAAGGUGUUUUCUCUUCAAAAUAUCCACACAUUCCAUCAUUAGUUAUCGAAACAGGUGUGACAAAUGGAAAAGGGUUGGCCAAGCCUGCAGAGAUCUCCGUGAUCCUCAAAUGCUUUUUUGUUUCAAAUGAUGCGGAUGGUUAGUUUUAGCAGGCAGGUUGGGGUGGUGUGGAGGUGGGGGGGCUGAGCUUCAGAAGCUGUGCUUUUGUAAGCGCAAGCUGUGAUUCUCAAAACUUUUCCCUGAAAAUGAGUCGGUUUAGGGUCUCUCAGCAAAGUUUACCCCCUCUCACAUGUUUAUUUAGUCCUGAUUGGGAGCUGUUGUUGUUAGCAUCAUGCUAGAAACCACGAGAGAAAGGGGCUAUUUGUCCAGAGGAUUUUAUUUCCUAUUACUAUUUACUUUCUUGUUUUGUUAUCAUUUCACUACCACCCUGUAGGUAGGAAGCGCUCUCUUUGCUUCGGCAUGCACUCCCUACACACUGUAGGAAAAUCACUUAAUAAAAAUACUUUUUUAUAAUAGGUAACUAUAAGACCAUCAUUACGCUGUGCGUAACGAAUGUACAGAGAAAAAAAUUGUAGGUAUUUUUUUUGAGGAACAAUUAAUUUGGUAAUGAUAUGUAGCUAUUUAAUUGUUUUUUUUCCUGUCCUUAUAUUGUAAUCAUUGUAUUUUCUUUUUUGUGAAAAAAGUUGAUCUUUUUUUUUUCUUGUCAGUAGAGCUUGUCUCGUUAGAGUAAAGAUUCAAGUGCAGGAACACAGUAAAUGUAUGAAACCACAAAAAGCCACAGGUGUGUCGGUGACAAUCGCUACUUCCAUUGGUCCCCAAGUCUUUGUGUUCGAUCAUGUGACUCCUGAGACGUUUGAACAAAAGUUUUACUUGAGCAGUUUGCUUAACUCCAUUGAUGAAACCAUUUCUACUCAGAACAACUGAUGUUAGGAACAGGACAGCUGCACGUAAGCAAUACAAAUUGUUGGUCUUGUUGUAAAAGUGGGACGUGAGUGUGUUAAGUCCUUCAGCGUGUCGAUUAAACUGGCACAUGAGCUGAAAGAUGUUGCCCAUAAAUCUGCUGAGUUUGUUUCCUGUAACAAAGUAACAGAGUUGUAUAUUCAGCUGACAAAUCAAAAGAGUUGACUGCACCACACUUUCCAGGUCAUAUUUUUUUUGAAGUGGAAGUAGCAUGUACUUAGUGGUAGUAAUACUCUGAACUGUAAAGAAAUAGUCUAUCAAGAAACAAUGUGUGGCUCUGUGUCUCCUACUUAAAAGGUUUUGGCAGGCCACCUUUUUUGUACGUAAAGUAGCCUUGAUGAACAAUAAAGUGCUUUUAAACCACU